Messenger RNA from Drosophila willistoni, 346 nucleotides. RefSeq lists its product as uncharacterized. The transcript is spliced from 2 exons. The coding region runs from base 115 to 264 and encodes 49 amino acids. Lineage: Eukaryota; Metazoa; Arthropoda; Insecta; Diptera; Drosophilidae. The record is from RefSeq and is a predicted model, not a curated record.
UUUAACAACACUAAAUCAGGUGAUAGAAAAGAAAACACGCGGUGUUUUUGUUGUCAAAUUGAAAUCGUAUUCCAUUAUUAUUAAAUAAAGCCGCCCGCCUGCCGAACAACAAAAAUGUUUCGCCUCCAACAAGCUCAACCCGAUCCCGCUGAGGAACAGAAGCGUGUGUCCUCUGAAGUGCGAUUCAAUUUCAUUGUAUUCGGAACACUGUGUGCCGCUAUUCGCUUAGCUCCCAUAGUGUUGCAGCAAUGGAAUUCUGCCUAAAUUGUGACAAGUACAUCGAGAAAUGCAUUUAUUCUGAAAAACGCACAACCAGCUGAAAAAUAAAAUAUUAAAUUAUCAACAA